Molecule: messenger RNA, 589 nt
Organism: Polychytrium aggregatum
Lineage: Eukaryota; Fungi; Chytridiomycota; Chytridiomycetes; Polychytriales
Exons: 1
Coding region: 38-505 (155 amino acids)
Source: RefSeq, a predicted model, not a curated record
CCUUUUCUUCCUCUCCUCUCCCCCCACCCUCAAAAAAAUGGUGAGGCUCAGACAGCCAGCAUCUUGCGCUGUUCAGAAUCAUUGCAUCGCAGGCGUUGGCCAUGUUGGAAGCCGGCCCAGGAUCGCGAUGGGUUGCGCCUAUUCGAUGCUAGUCGCGGUGUUGAUGCUCGCCAUAGCUAACCCUGACUAUGUUGCCAGGAUAAUCGAGCACAAUCAAAGCGGAUUCCAGUGUACCGCUUCUAAAGCCACCAUCUUCCCAAGAUCCAAAAAUAUUGCUGAGUAUGCUCCAGCCGUCGUUGUCCUCACAACCCCGGCCUCUUCGACCUCCUCCUUUGAUAACCUUGCCUUUCGUACCUUCCCCGCUGUUUUUUACUUUGGUUACCUGUUGCGAAGCCUUUGUUUCUCGCUCUUGCUGUUGUCGGAUUCCUUUGGUAUCCAGGUCUUCAGAUGGAUUGGUAGUCUGUCGAUCACUCCCUGUCGACUUUUCUCGUCUGUAAUUUUGUAGCCUCGCUUCCUCUCGUUGCUUAAACUUGAAUGCGCUGUUGUUGUUGCUACUGCUGCUGCUGUUGUUGUUGUUUUCUGUCGAUUC